AACCGCAAGACCAUAACUAAAUUUAACCUAUAAGUCAAAUAACAUUAUAAAAUGUUAUUGACGAUUAUUGUAAUUGCUCUGUUAACAGUUAUAUUUAUUAAUAUUCUGUCUAUGUUGUAUAAAUUUUAUGUUUUUCGUAAGACGAUUAAUAAAAUACCUGGUGAUGCAUCCUUUUUCGGUACCGUAAUCAAUUUCAGCAGAUUAUCAAAAGAGGAAUAUCAUAAAACCUUCUGUGAAUACACAGUUCGAUAUAAAGAAGGGAUUUAUAAAUUAUGGAUAGGGUAUAAACCAAUUGUAUACAUUUACAAGCCUGAAUAUGUAGAGGUCAUCCUCAGAAAUACUACGAAUAUGAAGAAACCAUAUACUUACGAUAGCUUUAGGCCUUGGUUAGGAGAUGGUCUUCUAACAUCGACUGGUUCUAAGUGGCAUCAAGACAGGAAAUUGAUUACCCCGGCAUUUCAUUUUUCUAUGCUCGAUAAUUUCAUGAUAGUAAUGCUGGAAAAGAGUGAAAUUUUGAUCGAUCGUAUAGAGAAAGAAAUUGAGAAAAAUAUUGGAAAAAAUGCAGUCAAUAUUUAUCCAUUGCUUGCUGAUUUUACGUUGGAUGUCAUAUGCGGUAAGUUCACUCAAAUGUCUUUUAACAGGCAGUAUCCAUCAGAGAUAAAACUCUGA
Vespa velutina is the source of this 669-nucleotide messenger RNA. RefSeq names its product cytochrome P450 4c21-like. Gene Ontology annotation, molecular function: monooxygenase activity; iron ion binding; oxidoreductase activity, acting on paired donors, with incorporation or reduction of molecular oxygen. The transcript has 4 exons. The record is from RefSeq and is a predicted model, not a curated record. The coding region runs from base 52 to 669 and encodes 205 amino acids. Lineage: Eukaryota; Metazoa; Arthropoda; Insecta; Hymenoptera; Vespidae.